Molecule: messenger RNA, 687 nt
Organism: Pseudopodoces humilis (Tibetan ground-tit)
Lineage: Eukaryota; Metazoa; Chordata; Aves; Passeriformes; Paridae
Source: RefSeq, a predicted model, not a curated record
AUGGAGACUGUGUUGCUGGAGCACUUCCCCGGGGGGCUGGACUCCUUCUCCUCGCCCCCCUACUUCGACGAGGAGGACUUUUUCUCCGAGCCGCCCCCGCGGGACGUGCUGGCCGCGGACGGGCUGCUGGAGCCGGACGUGGAUUUCCUCAGCCGGCAGCUGCAGGAGUACUACCGCGACGGCGGCGACCCCGAGGGCGGCUACCGCUGCCCGGCCACGGCGGAGCUGCAGCAGCUCCGGCAGGCCGCCAACGUGCGGGAGCGGCGGCGGAUGCAGUCCAUCAACGACGCCUUCGAGGGGCUGCGCUCGCACAUUCCCACUCUGCCCUACGAGAAGCGCCUCUCCAAGGUGGACACGCUGCGCCUGGCCAUCGGCUACAUCAACUUCCUCAGCGAACUGGUGCAGUCCGACCUGCCGCUGCGCAGCUCCAGCAGCGAGAGCCCCAGCCAGCCCAAGAAAAUCAUCAUCUGCCACCGCGGCACAAGAUCUCCCUCCCCGAGCGACCCCGACUACGGACUCCCCCCUCUGGCCGGUCACUCGCUGUCGUGGACUGAUGAAAAGCAGCUCAAGGAACAAAACAUCAUCCGGACAGCCAAAGUGUGGACCCCCGAGGACCCGCGGAAGGUGAACAACAAACCCUCCGUCAACGACAUAGAGAACGAGCCCCCCUUCGACUACGUGGCGUGA